This is a messenger RNA of Xiphias gladius (swordfish), 2401 nucleotides long. RefSeq names its product acidic leucine-rich nuclear phosphoprotein 32 family member E-like. The transcript is spliced from 7 exons. NCBI's taxonomy places the organism in Eukaryota, Metazoa, Chordata, Actinopteri, Istiophoriformes, Xiphiidae. Gene Ontology annotation, molecular function: histone binding; phosphatase inhibitor activity. The record is from RefSeq and is a predicted model, not a curated record. Gene Ontology annotation, cellular component: nucleus. Gene Ontology annotation, biological process: regulation of apoptotic process. The coding region runs from base 138 to 899 and encodes 253 amino acids.
GGUCGGGCGCAGGCGAACAUGGAGGUUUAGUUGUCGCCUGGUAUCCGCUGGAGAAGGAGGGCGCCUCGCCGAACCGUGGUUUGUUUUCAGUUUUCCUUUGAUAUACUUAGUUGUUUUGGGCUCUGCGCGGCUUCAACAUGGAGAUGAAGAAGAGGAUCAGCCUGGAGCUGAGGAACAGAAACCCAGCGGAGGUGGCGGAGCUGGUGGUGGAUAACUGUCGCUCCAGCGAUGGGGAGGUUGAAGGUCUGACAGACGAGUACACAGAGCUGGAGAUCCUCAGUAUGGUGAACGUCGGCCUCGCCUCGCUCUCCAAACUGCCCUCGCUGCCCAAACUACGCAAGUUGGAGGUGAGUGACAACGCCAUCUCGGGAGGUAUGGACAAGUUGGCAGAGAAAUGUCCCAACCUGACGUACCUGAACCUGAGCGGGAACAAGAUCAAAGAGCUGAGCACCAUCAAGGCUCUGCAGAACCUGAAGAACCUGAAGAGUCUGGACCUGUACAGCUGUGAAGUGACCACGCUGAACGACUACAGAGAGGGUGUGUUCGAGCUGCUGCCUCAGCUCACGUAUCUGGACGGAUACGACCAGGAGGACAACGAGGUGCCCGACUCCGAGGCUGACAACGAUGAGGAGGAUGAAGGCGGCCCACCUGAAGACGAGGAUGAUGAAGAGGAUGAGGAGGAUGAGGAGGAAGGCUCUGACGGGGACGAGGAUGAGGUCGGCCUGUCGUACCUGAUGAAGGAGGGAAUCCAGGAUGAGGAAGACGAUGGAGACUAUGUUGAAGAGGAGGAGGAGGAUGAGGAGGAAGAGGAAGAUGGAGAUGAGGAUGGAGCCGGUGUUCGGGGGGAGAAGAGGAAGAGGGACGCAGAGGAUGAAGGUGACGACGAUGACGAUGAAUAGAUGAACCACCUUCACACACUGAAACACCUGUUAAACCCCCCCCCCACCCCAAUGCUCCUCCGGUGACCUCUGACCCCGCCGGGCGCCGCCGCCGCCUCCCAGCUGCAGACAGACAGGAAACACAGCCCCGAGAUCAGGUCCAGGAUCAGUUAUCCUCCGACUCAUUACCACAUUUCAUUACCUGCACACAACUGAUGAUGUCAUCGUUAGCCCGGUAACGUGCGAUCAGAUCACUGAUCAGUACUUCAGGUGGAGCCAGACCAUGCAUCGGUGCCGCUGUACUCCAUCUACUCCACCAACGGUAUGUGAGGGAAGUAAAAUCAGCUCCACCUGGUGCUCAUCAGUUAAUCAAUAAUCAAUGAUACGACAUCCAUAGUAACACUGCGUAUUUUUACAGUAUAGUAAGGAGUUGGAUUCUACAUCAGCUCACUGCAGUUACCUCCACCCACAGACAUGUUGUCAGUGAUGAAAAUGUUGAUUCAUUGGAAAAUUGUACAACAGAAUAAAAACGCAUUUUGUUUUUACAAAGGAUUUUAUCCGUGAGGAGAUGCUGGAGUAGAAAACCUGGUGCUUUUCUUGUUUUGGUAAAUGCAGUGAAGAAAACUUCUUCCACCUCUGGAUGUUUUACACCUGCAGGUGUGUUUGAUCUGGUAGUUGAUUGAUUGAUUAUCGCUUGGACCAGGUUUAAGAAUCCAAACCGAUUCACGCCCACGCCGUCUGUGGUUUUCAUCUUCUGACUCUCGUUUCUUUAACGUCAGACUGUGGAGAGGUGAUCUCUGGACAUAACGUAGAAGAGUAGAAUCCUGGACAGAAAUCAGGGUCUGAGUUAUGAUUUUAACGCCAUGUAAAUGAAAAACAAGUCUGGAACAAGUCUGUUUUCUUAGCUGGAUUUCAUCUGUCCAGCAGUUUUAGUGAAUCCAGUUCCAAUCUGCUGAUAGAAAAUGUCCACACUCUCUUCUCUUCCAGCCACAUCUGUCCUCUCUGAACACUCAGUUAACUUUCUGAACCAGAAUUUCAGGUUGUUCAGGAAGAAGAAUUUCACCUUUUUUCCACUAACUUUGGUCUGUGACUCUAAAUACUACAUUACCCUGUUACUAUGGAGACGAUUCCAUCCAGAGCUGUGACAACGGAGUCGGCCACUCUAGGAUUGGUUGAAUAUUUUUUUUUCUUCCUUACAAAAACGACUGUUAUUGCAUUAACCCUUUGUUUCAACCCCGCCCCCCUCACCUGUCACCUGUCGGUCUGCGGCUCUCUGCUCGGGGUCGGCCCGGCUCCUCCUGGUCUCUGUGGAUCCUGGUCUCUGGUCUGUGUAAAUAGCGGUGAACUGGUCUUUGUAGGUUUCUGUGGUGUCGUCUUUUUGAACCUGAAUUGUGGUGUUGAGUUUGAAACGUGAAGCUGGAGCGGACGCUCGUCCUCUUUCAGCUCAUUUUAUUUUUUUAUUCCUGUCGUCUCAUCGUGUCGCUGUAACCAGAGUGUUUUUGAAUAAAAACAACUGAAUUCUC